UAUUAACUUAUGAUUUGAUAUAUCGCAUAUAUAUUGUACGGAAUAACCUAGUUGUUGUGGAAUCUUUUUUUUCGAAAUGUCUAACGACACUGGGAAUUCCGUGGCUGCAUUAUUCAGCGGUAAGGAUAACUCUGCUACCUCGGUGUCUAAGCCUGUAUGGGAAGAUGACGAUUUGGAUGAUAAGUCUCGUUCGGGACAUUUACAGGCUACCUCUGAACCCGAAUGGGUUCAAAAGCGCCGUCGUAUGAUAUCGGAAUCGGUUAAGAACGUGCCUGGUGAUCAGGAUGCUACAUCCAGUACAGAUGUAGCUUCAAGUUUAACAGGGCGGCUAACACAGACCAAGCCUCGAAAACGCGGUUCCGGGAUGCGAUUCAUGAUACAGAGGCACAACAUAUCUCAUCUCAAUUUAAAUAUGUCUACCGGUGUAAACCAAUUAGCGUUUGACGAGAGCAACUCAUUGUUUGCUAUACUAGGUCGCCGUGAGAAGACGAUACGGCUGUUUAACAUUGACAAACACCGUAGUGAGGGUAACCACUUUGGUUUAAAGUCUGAGAGUUCAUGUGCUCCUACGUCUAAUCGUCCGAUAUCUAGCUUUGCUUUUGCGGAUGGCGGGAAAACAAUUUACAUAGUUGAUGGUCACAACUCUGUGUUACGUUACGACUGUGAGCAUGGUGCUGCAGUUCGUCUUGCCAAUAUAACUUCGAUGCGUACUGCUUACAGUUUCCGUCGUGUUCACACCCCUCCAGUUUUAGAUGACCAGAAUGGUACUGUAUUUGCUUUAAGUUGUAGUGAUUUGGGUGGAGUUUUACUUUGUGAUUCUAGAUCGAGUUCAAUCGCACAUCACUUCCAGAUGAAUGCCACUGCUAUUGGUGUUGGAUACCACUUACGUGCGGGUGUUGUUGUAACAGCGGAUGCGGAUGCUAAUAUAUAUGAGUGGGACUUGGUAUCAGGUCGCUGUUUACAUAAAUUUCAUGAUGAGCAUACUCUCCAAUUAAGUUGCAUUGAGAUGUCACCCACGGUGAGUGCCGAGUUUGCUUCCAAUGCAUACCUUGCUGUUGGAUCACGUAUGGGUUUUUUAAAUCGGUAUCCCGUGUUACAUUCCGAGGACAGUACGCGUUCGUCAAUAAUCCAUCAGAGUUUGCUAAAGACUUAUGGUAACUUGUCUACUGGGAUAACUAGCAUAUGUCACGACAACAAGGGGAUCUUCAUCGCCUACGCUUCGGACCAGCAGCGUAAUGCUUUGCGCAUAAUUCACAAUCCCAGUGGCCAGGUGGUGAGCAAUUGGCCGGUGGAGACUAUUAAUUUGGGUCGUGUUACCUCUGUGGCAUUUGCUCCUCGUUCUAGCACAUUAGCAGUUGGUAACCGUUCUGGCAGGGUACAGUUAUUUGGCAUAUUAACAUGUUAGACCUGAUUAUAGAUAUCCUUAAUAUCAUUUUGCUAUUGUGAUAUAUAUUACUUGUUUAGU
Messenger RNA from Babesia bovis T2Bo, 1465 nucleotides. RefSeq lists its product as uncharacterized. Gene Ontology annotation, biological process: rRNA processing. Gene Ontology annotation, molecular function: protein binding. Gene Ontology annotation, cellular component: small-subunit processome; Pwp2p-containing subcomplex of 90S preribosome. Bases 77 to 1405 code for a protein of 442 amino acids. The record is from RefSeq and is a predicted model, not a curated record. Lineage: Eukaryota; Apicomplexa; Aconoidasida; Piroplasmida; Babesiidae. The transcript has 6 exons.